Molecule: messenger RNA, 1221 nt
Organism: Nicotiana attenuata
Lineage: Eukaryota; Viridiplantae; Streptophyta; Magnoliopsida; Solanales; Solanaceae
Exons: 1
Coding region: 1-1221 (406 amino acids)
Source: RefSeq, a predicted model, not a curated record
AUGCUGAAGCAAUGUUUUGAUCAGUUCUCCACAGCAUCUGGACUAAAACCCAAUCUCAACAAGAGUUCAGUCUACUUUGGUGGAGUGUGCAAGGUAGAUCAGGAUAUUAUCAUCCAACAGCUGGGGUAUGUACAAGGUAAAUUACCAUUUAAGUACUUGGGGGUCCCUCUUACUACCAAAAAGAUGAAGGUGGCACAAUGGCAACCAUUGAUUGACAAAAUAUUAGCUAAAAUAUCAUCCUGGACUGCAAGAAAGUUAUCAUAUGCUGGUAGAGUUCAACUUAUUAGAACUGUUCUCUUUGGAGUACAAUCUUAUUGGUCUCAAAUAUUCCUGAUGCCCUCCAAGGUGAUCAAGCUUAUUGAAGCAUACUGUAGAAGCUUCAUGUGGUCAGGAACUAAUGUCAUUACCAAACGUGCAUUAAUAUCUUGGGACAAAGUCUGUCAACCCAAAAGUGCUGGAGGGCUGAACAUCCUGAAUCUUAAAAGCUGGAAUAAAGCAGCCAUUCUCAAGCUACAAUGGGACUUGGCAACAAAGGCAGACAGAUUAUGGAUCAAAUGGGUUCAUAUGUACUAUAUAAAAGGGCACUCUAUUGCUACAGUCAAAGUACCAAAGCAAGCGAGUUGGAUGGUUCAAAAGAUCAUGACUGUUGCUGGUCCAAAUACACAGAUGCAGGGAGAUAAUGGCAAACGCAGCAAGAUCAAACAGCUAUACUUACAACAAAUUGGAUCAUUAGCUAGAGUUGAGUGGAAAGCAAUCAUGUUCAAGAAUCUAGCUAGACCUAAAGCGUUCUCCAUGUGGUUGAUCAUACAGGAAAGAAUGAUGACAACUGACAGGCUGAUCAAAUGGAACAUAAACGUGGAUCCAAUAUGUGUCUUUUGUGGAAAUCAUCCAGAGACUCAUGCUCAACUAUUUUGGGAAUGUACUAUCAUCACUGGACUAUGGGCAGGAAUUUUCAAUUGGUUACAUAUCCAGGUGCAAAUAAAGACGUGGGAUCAGCUAGUAGCCUGGUUUGUGGAGAAAGCAAAGAAGAAAUCUGUUGAAGGGCAGCUCUUGCGAAUGGUUCUAGCUGAAACUUUGUACAGUAUAUGGAAUGAAAGAAAUCAUAGAGUAUUUGAUAAGGUACAUAGAGAUACUAAGAGCAUCAUUAGAGAGAUAGCAUAUACGUGUAAUAUACGGGCUGUAGGCAAGCUUAGAGAAGUCCUGCAUCAAAGACUUCUAUAG